Macaca mulatta (Rhesus monkey) is the source of this 8661-nucleotide messenger RNA. It is a transcript of the gene BMP2K, whose product is annotated as BMP2 inducible kinase. Gene Ontology annotation, molecular function: ATP binding; protein kinase activity. Gene Ontology annotation, biological process: protein phosphorylation. The record is from RefSeq and is a predicted model, not a curated record. Lineage: Eukaryota; Metazoa; Chordata; Mammalia; Primates; Cercopithecidae.
CGGCCACGAGUGGCGGGCGGCUCUGGUCCGGCUGGGGCGGCGGCAGGCGCGACGGGCUGCGGUACUGCGGGUUUGCGGCCAGAGACGUCCAGCCCACUCCCUGGAGGGGCCGGCCGCCCCGCCUCCUUCGCUCUCUCCCUCUACCCCGGCUUGCGCUCCAGGCGCUUAGUGAGGCGGCGGGGCGCUUGGGGCACUUGCGGAGGCGGCGGCGUCGCCCCUGCAAUCAGACCCGCCCCCUCGCGCCCCGCCCCGUCCCCACCCUCCCCACCGCCCUCUGCGGGAGCUGGGCAGCUGCAGCGGAGCCGCGGAGCCGGCGGCGGGGCCCGGGCUGUGCGCUUGGGGAGCGCAGAAUGUGAGGUUUGGCGGGCCGCAGCGCGCACGGACGCUUGGACCGGCCAGGGGCGGCGACCCCUUGCGGACGCCCAGCUGCGCGCCGGGCCAGGGAUUUGCCCUCUCCCUCGCCCUUGCGCGCUCCCUGCGCCCUCCAGCACGCCGGCGGGACCAUGAAGAAGUUCUCUCGGAUGCCCAAGUCGGAGGGCGGCAGCGGCGGCGGAGCGGCGGGUGGCGGGGCUGGCGGGGCCGGGGCCGGCUGCGGCUCCGGCGGCUCGUCCGUAGGGGUCCGGGUGUUCGCGGUCGGCCGCCACCAGGUCACCCUGGAAGAGUCGCUGGCCGAAGGUGGAUUCUCCACAGUUUUCCUCGUGCGUACUCACGGUGGAAUCCGAUGUGCAUUGAAGCGAAUGUAUGUCAAUAACGUGCCAGACCUCAAUGUUUGUAAACGGGAAAUUACAAUUAUGAAAGAGCUAUCUGGUCACAAAAAUAUUGUGGGUUAUUUGGACUGUGCUGUUAAUUCAAUUAGUGAUAAUGUAUGGGAAGUCCUUAUCUUAAUGGAAUAUUGUCGAGCUGGGCAGGUAGUGAAUCAAAUGAAUAAGAAGCUACAGACAGGUUUUACAGAACCAGAAGUGUUACAGAUAUUCUGUGAUACCUGUGAAGCUGUUGCAAGGUUGCAUCAGUGUAAGACUCCAAUAAUUCACCGGGAUCUGAAGGUAGAAAAUAUUUUGUUGAAUGAUGGUGGGAACUAUGUACUUUGUGACUUUGGCAGUGCCACUAAUAAAUUUCUUAAUCCUCAAAAAGAUGGAGUUAAUAUAGUAGAAGAAGAAAUUAAAAAGUAUACGACUCUGUCAUACAGAGCCCCUGAAAUGAUCAACCUUUAUGGAGGGAAACCCAUCACCACCAAGGCUGAUAUCUGGGCACUGGGAUGUCUACUCUAUAAACUUUGUUUCUUCACUCUUCCUUUUGGUGAGAGUCAGGUUGCUAUCUGUGAUGGCAACUUCACAAUCCCAGACAAUUCUCGUUACUCCUAUAACAUACAUUGCUUAAUAAGGUUCAUGCUUGAACCAGAUCCGGAACAUAGACCUGAUAUAUUUCAAGUAUCAUAUUUUGCAUUUAAAUUUGCCAAAAAGGAUUGUCCAGUCUCCAACAUCAAUAAUUCUUCUAUUCCUUCAGCUCUUCCUGAACCGAUGACUGCUAGUGAAGCAGCUGCUAGGAAAAGCCAAAUAAAAGCCAGAAUAACAGAUACCAUUGGACCAACAGAAACCUCAAUUGCACCAAGACAAAGACCAAAGGCCAACUCUACUACUACUGCCACUCCCAGUGUGCUGACCAUUCAAAGUUCAGCAACACCUGUUAAAGUCCUUGCUCCUGGUGAAUUCGGUAACCAUAGACCAAAAGGGGCACUAAGACCUGGAAAUGGCCCUGAAAUUUUAUUGGGUCAGGGACUUCCUCAGCAACCACCACAGCAGCAUAGAGUACUCCAGCAACUACAGCAGGGAGAUUGGAGAUUACAGCAACUCCAUUUACAGCAUCGUCAUCCUCACCAGCAGCAGCAGCAACAGCAACAGCAGCAGCAGCAGCAGCAGCACCACCACCACCACCACCUACUUCAUGAUGCUUAUAUGCAGCAGUAUCAACAUGCAACACAGCAGCAACAGAUGCUUCAGCAACAGUUUUUAAUGCAUUCGGUAUAUCAACCACAACCUUCUGCAUCACAGUAUCCAACAAUGAUGCAGCAGUAUCAGCAGGCUUUCUUUCAACAGCAGAUGCUAGCUCAACAUCAGCCGUCUCAACAGCAGGCAUCACCUGAAUAUCUUACCUCCCCUCAAGAGUUCUCACCAGCCUUAGUUUCCUACACUUCAUCACUUCCAGCUCAGGUUGGAACCAUAAUGGACUCCUCCUAUAGUGCCAAUAGGUCAGUUGCUGAUAAAGAGGCCAUUGCAAAUUUCACAAAUCAGAAGAACAUCAGCAACCCACCUGAUAUGUCAGGGUGGAAUCCUUUUGGAGAGGAUAAUUUUUCUAAGUUAACUGAAGAGGAACUAUUGGACAGAGAAUUUGACCUUCUAAGAUCAAAUAGGCUCGAGGAGAGAGCAUCCUCAGAUAAGAAUGUAGACUCACUUUCUGCUCCACAUAACCAUCCUCCAGAAGAUCCUUUUGGUUCUGUUCCUUUCAUUUCUCAUUCAGGUUCUCCUGAAAAGAAAGCUGAACGUUCAUCUAUAAAUCAAGAAAAUGGCACUGCAAACGCUCUCAAGAACGGCAAAACAAGUCCAGCAUCUAAAGAUCAGCGGACUGGAAAGAAAACCUCAGUACAGGGUCAAGUGCAAAAGGGGAAUGAUGAAUCUGAAAGUGAUUUUGAAUCAGAUCCCCCUUCUCCUAAGAGCAGUGAAGAGGAAGAGCAAGAUGAUGAAGAAGUUCUUCAGGGGGAACAAGGAGAUUUUAAUGAUGAUGAUACUGAACCAGAAAAUCUGGGUCACAGGCCUCUCCUCAUGGAUUCUGAAGAUGAGGAAGAAGAGGAGAAACAUAGCUCUGAUUCUGAUUAUGAGCAGGCUAAAGCAAAGUACAGUGACAUGAGCUCUGUCUACAGAGACAAAUCUGGCAGUGGACCAACCCAAGAUGUUAAUACAAUACUCCUCACCUCAGCCCAAUUAUCCUCUGAUGUUGAGGUGGAGACUCCCAAACAGGAGUUCGAUGUAUUUGGCGCUGUCCCCUUCUUUGCAGUGCGUGCUCAACAGCCCCAGCAAGAAAAGAAUGAAAAGAACCUCCCUCAACACAGGUUUCCUGCUGCAGGACUCGAGCAGGAGGAAUUCGAUGUAUUCACAAAGGCGCCUUUUAGCAAGAAGGUGAAUGUCCAAGAAUGCCAUGCCGGGGGGCCUGAGGCACAUACUAUCCCUGGUUAUCCCAAAAGUGUAGAUGUAUUUGGCUCCACUCCAUUUCAACCCUUCCUCACAUCAACAAGUAAAAGUGAAAGCAACGAGGACCUUUUUGGGCUUGUGCCCUUUGAUGAAAUAACGGGGAGCCAGCAGCAAAAAGUCAAACAGCGCAGCUUACAGAAACUGUCCUCUCGCCAAAGGCGCACAAAGCAGGAUAUGUCCAAAAGCAAUGGGAAGCGGCAUCAUGGCACGCCAACUAGCACAAAGAAGACUUUGAAGCCUACCUACCGCACUCCAGAGAGGGCUCGCAGGCACAAAAAAGUGGGCCGCCGAGACUCUCAAAGUAGCAAUGAAUUUUUAACCAUCUCAGACUCCAAGGAGAACAUCAGUGUUGCACUGACUGAUGGGAAAGAUAGGGGCAAUGUCUUACAACCUGAGGAGAGCCUGUUGGACCCCUUCGGUGCCAAGCCGUUCCAUUCUGCAGACCUGUCAUGGCACCCUCCACAUCAGGGCCUGAGCGACAUCCGUGCUGAUCACAAUACUGUCUUGCCAGGGCGGCCAAGACAAAAUUCACUACAUGGGUCAUUCCAUAGUGCAGAUGUAUUGAAAAUGGAUGAUUUUGGUGCCGUGCCCUUUACAGAACUUGUGGUGCAAAGCAUCACUCCACAUCAGUCCCAACAGUCCCAACCAGUCGAAUUGGACCCAUUUGGUGCUGCUCCAUUUCCUUCUAAACAGUAGAUACUUCUGAUGGAUUCUUGGCAUUAACUCCUGUUUCAAGAAAGUAUGAAUAGUUUCAUGAAUUUGAAAGAAAAUUUGGUAGCUCUUUAUAUCAUUCAUUCUUAAAGAUCAAUCAGAAUAGGUGAUUUCUAAAUAAACCAAAUAGAAAAAUGAAGUAUCUCUGCAGGGUAGGAACUUGAUGCCUCUUCAGGAGAAAGGGAGCUAAACUGCAAGCUCUAACGAAGGGUUUCUGCUACUGACAUCACAAUACAGAAAUGCAAGUGUGGUACUUCCAGUGAAAGCACAUGGCACCUUUCCAGGUGUGUAGCCACUGAGAAGGGACAGUAAAACUUAUUUUUGAUAUCAGAAUGUCAUUUUUGUGUGCAUAUCCCUAAAAUUAGGGUUAUUUGUACAUACACUAGUUACACUUGUGAAUUUUUUUAAGGUCUCUUCUAAUUUCCAGACAGUUAAAAACAGUCUAGUUAUCUUAAAGCAUUAGAAAGUAAUUAUCUGGAGAGUGCAGAGAUUUCAGUCCAUACACCUUUCUCCACAAAGCAGAGCCAGAAGUAACUGACUAUUGUGCCUAAAACUCUGUUUCAUUUUUAAAAACAAGUGCCAUUAAUAUGGAAUAUCUAAUGAUAAGCAUAUGAAAUAAUGUGUAGUUAAUUAGCGCAAUUUAACUAUUCCACAAUUUACAUAUUUCAAAGCAAUGUUAUACAUGAUAAAUAUAAUUUUUGUCAAUUAAAACAGAACUUAAAAAAUGGACUAUCGCAUAGAAGCCUAGAACAAAAAUAUGAGAAACACCUGACAUUUGCAAAGAAAUUAUAAGAAGAAAAAAUGAUAUAGAAUAGAAAAUGUUCACUACUUUAGAAACACUUUAUGAAUGGCUUCUUGCCCCAAACUUUUAUUGUCAUGGCCGUAAUAAAGCAGAUUAUUGGAAAAAUUGGAGUGAGGACAAGGGUUAUAUAAAAAUUUUAUAAGAAAAUAAUGUAGCGGAAACUGAAUUUUCAAGACAUUUACAAUGUGAAAUCAUGUUGCAUUUAAUAAUGUACUUUAUUAGCAACUUCACCAAAUAUUCCCCAAAUCAUAAGCAACAAUUAUUUUUAUUAGGUUUGGGGGGUGGAGUAGAUUUAAUAAAGUGCACAGAACGGUGACAGCCACAAAGCCUUAUAUAAAGGCAGGAUUCAUGCAUCCUGCUGCAAGUACCUCUGCACUAAUACACCAGAUCUUAAAAUGCAUAUAAGGUGGACUAGCAUCUUAACUCUGCUAGUUGAUUGUGUCUUUACUGAAGAGAACCCAGCUACCAAUUUGCCUUUUUUUUACACCACAAAUCCUAAUUAGAAACUUGAGAUUUUAUAGAAAUCAUUUAAUGAUAGAGAUUACAUAUGUGAAUUAAUGUGAAUAUAGUAUCUGUGCUUCCUGUGUCUGUAACUAUUUUAAGUUAUAAUUGUGCUGUGCUAUCAGAUUAACAUUUGGAAGUUUCUAGAACAGUUAAUGCUAUUUACAGAAAGGAGUGGACACUCAUCAACUGGCACUCUCUUUGAUUUUUAUAUUUUAAAUUAACUCUCUUCAAACCCAAUUAAAGUAUAUUUUAUGAGUAAUUUUAUUAGGAAUCUCUUAAUUAUAGUGCCCCAAUGGGAUAAGCUAUUUGCCUCUUUUCACAGUUCUGAACUUGGAAAGAAGCAAAGUAUAUGUAACUAAACCACUUAUUUGUCUUUUUAUUGCUUUUUCCCUUCUUUUAUAUGCUAAAUCAAAUACAAAUUUGUGGAUAGGGAAGCAAUAUGUGAAUCACAAUGUAGCAGAGGCAGACCAAGCAUUACAUUAUUAUUUAGAGUUGUACUUUUAGAGCUGGACUGCACCGAUUACUUGUCCUCGUGCCAAAGGCAAAUGUGUUCGCACCUUUUUUUUUCCUUCUGAUUCUCAGGUUGAUUAAUAUUGCUAAUGCAAAUGCUCAAGUAGAUGUUUAAAAACUUUACAAAAUAGAUUCAAGUGAUACUUUCUUUUAAAAGUGAAGAGUUGAUGAUUACACAUAGUAAAUUCAUGAACUACAGUAGGUUUGUAUCAAACAAUUUUUUAAAAUGAAAAUCUGUUGAGGUGUACACAAUAUGCUUCUUGAUUGUAUUAGUCCUUGGUCUCUGCUAGACCUCAUGAGUUUCAUCAUUUAGAAAAGGGGUAGAGGAUGAACUAAUGUGGUCUCCUUCAGAUGUAAACAUGAAAUACCUAGAGUUUUAAUUGCUUUUCAAUACACUGAAUAAUUUUAAAUGAUUCCGACACAGAUGUAGACCUUUUGGCUUAUAAAUUCUGAGGAAACAACUCUGACAACUUAAAAUAUUUACAUUCUUAAUGUUAUAACACAGCACAGUGACUUUCUUCUUUCAAGAUUGUAGCUCAGAGAAAAGAUACAGGAUUCAAUUGGGGGUUCAACAGGAUAUAAAUGGAGAGAUUCCUUUGUGUUGUAGUAGAGGCAUUUUCCUAAGGAGUAUAGAUUUAUAUUUUGCAUUUUCAUUCAUCAUCCCCCAGAAUCAUGGUCAAGGUGUAGGUCACUCCACACAGCUGAUGCUCAGGUUAUUCCCUUGUGAGAAUUAUGAGAAUAAAGCUCCCAAGGUAUGUGAAAGUGCUUAACACAGUACCUGGCACACAGCACUCAGUAAAAGUUUGGCUCUAUUAUGGGAUGGUUCAAUUCUGGUUUAAGGAAGUAAGAAAGAUUAUAUAUAUAUUUAUAUUUACCACUAAGCAAAUACACACACACACACAUAUGGGUUUUUUCCCCUAAUAUUUGGGUGUCCCCUGUGCUUCUUUAGGAUGUAGUUAUAACUAAACCUGUUAUACUUGAACAUCACUAAGAGAAGUAAAUUAUUAUGAAGCUAGCAAAAAUCUGAGGCCAAAGUUGUUUCCUAACAGCUUUAAUAAUGCUUGUUGAUUUUGAAUAAUCCUUUAAAAAGUGGACCAUUUGCUUAUUUUAAUAUUAUCACGUCAGUAAAAUGUUAGUAUUAAAAAGAUCAGCUUUUUAUGGCAUUGAAGAAUGUAUCUGCUAAGACACAAAAAUUGCAUGGUAAGUAUAUUAGGUGGAGGAGGAAAGGUUGUAGGCUGGAUGAAAAUUUAACUGACUAGAACAUUUAUUCAGGAGUGUAAUUAUUUUCCCUUACCCCAAUCCCUGUGUAUGUGUUGCGCAUAGUUAUGACAUUAUCUGGAUUUGCAAAUAGACACAACUUUCAUUCCUACCCUGUCUAUUGUUUAAGAGUGAUAGACUGUUGUUCUCUUGCUGGUGGAAAAUCUAAGGUGGAGCCCACUCUUCUCUGCUGAAGUUCACCAGGCAGAGCGGUUUUGUUACAAGUCAGCUACUCUGCUUGGUUUAUUUUAGGUUUUGGUACUUUACGUAAGCACUGUUAGAAGGUACAAGUGUAUUAAUAUCACUAGUUUUGAGGAGCUUGGGUACAUUUGUUUUUAAUAUAUUUAGAAUGUGCAGUAAACUUUUUUCUCUCAUUUUUUUUUUCUUUUUAGCAAACUUGUUAUUUUAGGUCCAAUUAUUGAGUUGACAGUCUACUGUGAGAAUGAGAUGACAUAUCUACUGUGAGAAUACCAUAAAUGAUGAAUAGUUUGAGAACUUUUAUACUCAGUGGUGUUUUAUAUAUUAAGAUAAAAAUAUGUACACACAUGCAUGUCACAUCUCUCUACUGUGGAGUUAAUGUGAAUUUUUAAAAAAUGGAAUUGCAACCACAAUCAUAUCUAAGAGAACAUUCACUCCUAGUGAGGGUUUACAAAAGCUACUAAGAGAAUAAGGUAGAUGAUAAUGCAAAGGGUCAUGAUUUGGGGUUAUUUUUGUUUUAUUUUAAAAUUUAUAGUGCUACUUUUGAAAGAAUUGUUUUUAUGACUGUGCUCUUUUUGUGAUUGAAAAGUCAUCUAAUAGAAGCUGUAUAGAAGCUACUUUUUAAUUGCUGGCAAACAGCUUUAAGUGCACUUUCUUUGAUUACACUUCCAUUUUUUGUUAAACUUGAAUUUUCUGAAGCCUUUUAUGUACCACUAAGCAAAUAACUUUAACCUUUAAAUAAAUCAGAUUUACAUCUUUAUUGUAUUUCUACUUGUUACAAAACAUACUUGCUGAAGUAACUUCAGUCCUCAAAUAUCGCUGGGAAACAGUUAUGAGAUAGACUCAGUCUCCCCCUGCCAUCCCCUUCCCCCUGCCAUAUCUAAUUAAGCACUAACUGAUUUUAUUACUUUAUUGCCUUUACAUUGCUUAUUCUUUUUGACUGAAUUCUGUCCCUGAUUCACUAUAUUUUGUUUGAAAUUUAAAGUUAUUUUCUUACUCUAUUUAUCAUACCUGUUUUAAUCUGUUUUCUUUAAAUGCAAUAAAUCCCAAAUGGAUUGCAUAUUCUUUAUAAUCAGUGACUUUGGAGUUUUUCAUUAUUUGUCUUAUUACGACUUUUGAAUGUAAACUUCUAUUCAAAUUCAGUUAUUUCAUUCACACCACAAACAUUAAGGACCUAUUAUGUAGCAGCUAGUGGAAUAGAAAAGUUUGUAAGAUUAGAUCCCUAUUCUUAAGGAGCUCAUAGUUUACAAUUUAGGUAAGAAAACCCAUUUGACUUAAAGAGUUUUUGCUACAAGAACACUUAACAGAAUGACUUUUUCAGUGAGUCAUAAUUACUGAUACUCAGAGUGAUGACAGUAGGCAAAAACUAUUCUGUAAUGCCUUCUGAAUAACUUGUUUUGUAGCUUCCACAUUAUAAAUUUUUAAAAAUCCUUAAAA